Messenger RNA from Magnusiomyces paraingens, 2766 nucleotides. RefSeq lists its product as uncharacterized. The record is from RefSeq and is a predicted model, not a curated record. NCBI's taxonomy places the organism in Eukaryota, Fungi, Ascomycota, Dipodascomycetes, Dipodascales, Dipodascaceae. The transcript has a single exon. Bases 1 to 2766 code for a protein of 921 amino acids.
AUGUCAAAUACAUUCUUUUAUAGACCCUCUCAUCCUCCUGCAUCUGCUUCAACUCCACAACAGACGACUCAAACGACCCCCUCUCUUCAUAAUAAAAACCGCCACCGCCGACAAACAACCCAAUCAACAGGCUUACCAAAAUCCUCUUCAAGAAUUUUAAAUGAAACUUCUUCAAAUGCUUCAUUUGCAAGUUUCUCUUCUCUAUCUUUAAUCUCAUCAUCAUCUUCUUCUUCUUCUUCUUCUUCUUCUUUAAAAUUCUCCUCAUCUUCUCCAUUAAAAAAUAAAAACUUUACUGAUAAGCAACAUCCAUCAUCAUCGUCAUCACCACCACCACCACCACCACCACUUCCAUUGUAUCCCACCGCAUCCCACUCAUCCACCACAGAAGAUUCCUUAUCUUUAACUUCAGACUCAUCCUCAACAAGACAAACAAACCUCCUUUCAGAAUCAUCAUCCUCUCCAAGCUUUCCUCAACAAUCAUAUCCACAUCAACUCAGACUCUUAAGGCAACGCCAACUUGAACUUCAAGCCGCUUGGGAUCAAGACUGGGUGGUGUUUGCGCCAUCCGACCAAGAGGAUGACGACCAUGCACGCGACCAAGAAGAAGAAGAACAGGAUUCCGACCAGGAUUCGCUACAAGAAAGACAUGAUCAUAAAGAUAAUGAUGGAAUAGAUGAAAAAAAAAAAUUUACUAACAAUGGGGAUUUUGAUGAAUAUGAUGAAACAAAAUAUAAUACCUUGAGUCAUUAUUCUUCCUCGGGAUCAAUAAUCCCCUUUUUUUAUAACCCUGAUACCCCAUUAGCUGGCUCACAAACACCUUUAGCUCUCCCCUCUCAUAACGGAUCAGGUGCUUUCACCCGCUCGUCUUCCUUUCUAGAUACUCUAAAUAGAUCUGUUGCUGCUGCCGCUGCCGCUGCUGCUUCUGCUUCUGCUUCUGCUACCGCCACAGGUAACUCUGCUGCUGUACCUGCUUCUAUUGUUACCACUGAUGAAUCAGCAACUCCUCACUCUAACGUUGAUCCUGUAAACAUCCCAUCUCAUGCCUCCCAAUCUGUUAACUCCUCCCCCAUGAACUCGCUUGAUAGAGUCAAUGUCUGGCGGUUUAACCAAUCACAGCAUGUUUAUAAUGAGUUUAAAAAGCUCGAGAAAAAACGUCUUUUCGCUCCAGCUUCAGCUCCGGCUGCUUAUGAUACACUUUCCUCUUGGGGUCUUCCUGAAGAUGAGGAAGAUAGUAUGGCGGCAGCAGCAGCAGCAGCAGCAGAAACAGAAACAGAAACAGAAACAGCAGAAGUAGCAGAAACAGUGAAGGAACAAAAACAAAAAAAUCCAAAAGUAGAUGAAUUAAUGGCAACAUUAUCAUCUUCCUCAUCUUCCUCAAAAGCUCAAAACUUGGGAAACAUUGCUUCUGCAUCAAACGUUCAUUCUCAUACAAUUAUCGCCGCGGCUCUUAAUGGCCGCUUCCCAACUACUUCAGACCCUGCAUCAGUUCUUGCAAAUGAACUCUACUUCAUUCUCUCCUCAUCUUCUCCAUAUGAAACUGCUGCGCAGCUACUCCAAUACAGAAAUUUUACUAAUCAUACUUUAGACAUGGCCUCCUUGACUUCAAGACCUAUUUCGUCUAAGACCUCGUUUACUACUUCUAAUACUACUACUACUACUACUACUAAAAAAUUAUUUCGUGGAAAGUCAAACAAAGAAAAGGAAAAAGGAAAUAAAGAAGAAGAAGAAGAAGAAGAAGAAGAAGAAGAAGAAGAAUCCUUUCUUCAAAUGUUGGCUCGAAAAGUUCUUUAUGACUUUAUUGGUUUGGAUGAUGAGAUUUUGGAAAUCAUCAUGGGUGAGCGUUUUGUUGAUCCAAAACCUCAAAAACCUACUAGAGCUGCAUCAUUUUCUUUUACUUCAACCACUGCCUCUUCCUCCUUGUCUUCUUCUUCAUCCUCUUCAUCUUCAUCUUCAUCAUCUUCAUCAUCUUCAUCAUCAUCUUCUUCUUCUUCUUCUUCUCGAUACAACUCUUAUGGAAAUUACUUGUCUUCUGCUGCUGUCAGUAGAGCUCCCUCACCAGUAAAUGACUCAAGCCCCAAUAACAAAGAAACCAACAUCUAUAACAAACUUGAUGAAACAGCAAUGGCUGCUCUUAACUCUGUUUCUGGUGCAGGGGCCUCAACUCCAACAAAACCCUUACAUUGGACUAAACAGCUUAUUGUGGAUAAACUGUCUCGUGAAGUAUACUCUGCAUCAAUGUCAGUUAAAAAGGCAAUGGCUGGACCUUCCCGUAAAAAGCAAAAUCAUCACACAAGAGGUCCCCAAGCUAAGGGACCAUUGACAUCUUCAUUGUCAUCAUCAUCAUCAUCAUCGUCUGAUGUUUCACAUUCCCCAACCGCCAUUCUUAUUUUGGAAUAUCUUCGAGCCAGGCUUUUGGCUCCGCUUUACCCAAACACUUCGACCUCUUCUCAGGGUUUAUUUUACGACUCUGAGUCUGAAGAUUCCAUUACUACUGCUUCAGCUUUGCAUUCUAUUUCUUCUUCAAAACGCAAGGCUCCUCUGUAUAAUUGUGCAGUCGAAGCAUCCAUUUCUGAAGCGUCAUCAAAAAAACGUCGUGCUGCAGGUAGCCUCCAAACUGAAGAUUGCAGCACUGCUGAUAAUAAAGAUAAUCAUUAUGAAGAUGGAGAUAACGAUGAUGAUUAUACAAAUUAUUGGAAUUCAGGUAAUGGUGGAGGGUCUAACAGUGCUACGGGAGAUUAUCCAGGUUCAAUGGUUGGUGUGUGGUAA